Messenger RNA from Arabis nemorensis, 510 nucleotides. The record is from the annotation of a GenBank genome assembly. Lineage: Eukaryota; Viridiplantae; Streptophyta; Magnoliopsida; Brassicales; Brassicaceae.
AUGUUGAUUUCUAUAAAUGAUCCAAAGGUUAAACUUCCACAAUACAGUUCUAGUCGUAUGCAUGUUCAGAUUGGAGAUGAUUUUAUUCAAAUGGGUUGGACUGUAAAUCCAAUGUUAUAUUCUGACAGCAAACCUCGAUUUUUUAUGUAUACGAAAGCAGGUGAACAUAAAUGUUAUAACAGCAUGUGUCCAGCUGGAUUCAUAUCGGUUCGUUCAGAUAUACCUCUUGGUCAUGUUCUCCCAACUAGUAUUCGUGGUGUAAAUAGUUUCAUAAAUACACAUGCCUUACUUAAGAACAAACCUUCCGAUUACCUCGCAAGGCUCGUUGCUAGCUCCGAACUUCCAGUUCAUAUAUACAAUGUUCAAUCUAGUAUUCCAAAGGAUCCAGUAGCCAUAUGGAUCUCUGAGUUUGUACAAGCAGAAGAACUCUUCAAGCAGCCUGCUGAUACUGAUAAUUGCUUGCGAGGCAACAGAGGGAGCCACCGCAAAUGUUACAGCCCUGCGAACUGA